AUGACAAAGCUUCUGAAAUUCCAAGUUCCGUCAAAUCAUCAACUCAAGAAGGUGGAGUAUGUACCGAUUACGAAGAAAUACGACAUUCCUAGGCCAGAGCCACAAGACUCCGAUGAUGAUGAUGACACCCCAAGCGAACGCCAUGGUAAAGGGCCGCAUGGACGUUUUCGAGGUCCAGUAAUCAUUGGUGCUAUUCAACCAAAUAGCUACCAGCUACUCCGAAAAGGAUACUAUUAUCAACACUAUCCCUAUCAUAUGUUACCAAGGCAGUAUCUACUGAGACCUCGUUAUGCUUACGCUUAUCCACCACAAUACCAGAAUGCAGUCUACACUUAUCAUCAUCGCUUGCCUUACAAGGAUCUAUUCAACAUUUACCGUAGCGAUCCCACUUUCAACCCCUAUGCUGCUGCAUACGGAGGAGGAUGUGGAGGAGGAUCAUCCUCAGGCUCCUCAGGCUAUUGCGGUGCCGGAGGUGCCGGAGGUGGCGGAGGUUACGGAGGUGGCGCUGGUGGAUGUGGUGGUGCUGGAUGCGAUGGUGGCUAUGGUGGCAACGGCUGCGGUGGUGAGGGUGGCGAAGGGUAUGGAGAAGAAGAUGGUUCCUAUGAAGAGGAAAGCGGAGGAGGAAGAUCAGGUUUGUAAUU
This is a messenger RNA of Cylicostephanus goldi, 641 nucleotides long. The record is from the annotation of a GenBank genome assembly. NCBI's taxonomy places the organism in Eukaryota, Metazoa, Nematoda, Chromadorea, Rhabditida, Strongylidae.